Hemiscyllium ocellatum (epaulette shark) is the source of this 1992-nucleotide messenger RNA. RefSeq names its product claudin-4-like. Gene Ontology annotation, biological process: cell adhesion; bicellular tight junction assembly. Lineage: Eukaryota; Metazoa; Chordata; Chondrichthyes; Orectolobiformes; Hemiscylliidae. The transcript has 2 exons. The record is from RefSeq and is a predicted model, not a curated record. Bases 712 to 1341 code for a protein of 209 amino acids. Gene Ontology annotation, molecular function: structural molecule activity. Gene Ontology annotation, cellular component: plasma membrane; bicellular tight junction.
UCCCUCAUUCCUGAUGAAGGGCUUAUGCCCGAAACGUCGAAUUUCCUGCUCCUUGGAUGCUGCCUGACCUGCUGCGCACUCCCUCAGCGCUGACCCUCCCACAGCGCGGGGCUCCCUCGGCGCUGACCCUCCCACAGUGCGGGGCUCCCUCGGCGCUGACCCUGUGACAGUGCGGGGCUCCCUCGGCGCUGACCCUGUGACAGUGCGGGGCUCCCUCGGCGCUGACCCUGUGACAGUGCGGGGCUCCCUCGGCGCUGCAGUGGGGAGGGGAGAGGGGGGAGGUUUGCCUGGUGUCAGAGAUAACUCUGUGCCUUUGAACGCCCCCCCCUUCCUCCCUGGGGCACGGUUUGAUGUAACAGGCAUUCCCGGCGUCUGCCGCACCCAUCCCCAGUCUGUGUCCCAACACGCUGUGUCCAACCCACCCACCCCCCCUCUACCAAUUCCCACCCCCUCCUCCUCUACCUUGGAAGCGAUCCCCCGCGCGCAGUUCUGGUCAGGAGGGAGUGCCUAGCGUUUGGGAAGUGAAGGUAGACCGCAACGGUGUUGUCCAGGGGAAAGGAAGCCAUCCGCAGUCUCUCUCACAGCCGCAACACAGCAGGAAGCUCACGGUGGGUAGCUCACCGUCGGAAGGCUUUCCUCCCCCAGCUCUGUGAGGAAGGGGAUCUUCCCGAAGGGAAACGCUGAAAGGGGACCCGGAGUGAGGUCGGGACGAUGGCGUCGAGCGGUCUGCAAGCCCUCGGCAUCUCCCUGUGCCUGCUGGGGCUGGUCGCCGCGGUGGUCUGUUGCGUGCUGCCCAAGUGGAACCAGAGCUCCUUCGUGGGCGCCAGCAUCGUCACGGCGCAGACCCACCAGGACGGCAUCUGGAAGAACUGCGUCACCCAGAGCACCGGGCAGCAGCAGUGCAAGUACUACGACUCCAUCUUGUCGCUGCCCUCCGAUGUCCAGGCCGCUCGCGCCCUCACCGUCAUCGCCAUCGUCCUCUCCGGCCUGGGCCUGCUGCUCGCCCUGGCCGGUGCCAACUUCACCACCUGCCUGCAGGACGAGGGGGUCAAGGGGAAGGUGGCAGCGGGCGCCGGGGGGCUGCUGGUGCUGGCCGGCCUCCUGGUGCUGGUGCCGGUCAGCUGGUCGGCCCACCUCACCGUCUCCAACUUCUACGACCCGCAGGUGACCGACAAGCGGGAGAUCGGCACCAGCAUCUGGGUGGGGUGGGUGGCCGCGGGGCUGCUGGCGCUGGGGGGGGCGCUCCUCUGCUGCUCAUGGCCGAGGGGAGGGGGCGCGGGCUCGGGCUACAGCGCCAAGUACAUCAACAACCCCGCGGGGCCCGCCCGCACCAACGUCUGAGAUCCAUCGCUGACCCCCCGCCUCCCAGAAUCCCCUCUGUCUCCCCCCCGCCAAAAUCUAUCCACCUCCCAGUCUCCCGCACUCUCCCCAUGUCCCUCAGUGUCUCCCGCCAACAAUCUAUCCAUCUCCCAGUCUCCCACACUCUCCCAAUGUCCCUCAGUGUCUCCCGCCAACAAUCUAUCCAUCUCCCAGUCUCCCGCACUCUCCCCAUGUCCCUCAGUGUCUCCCCCCAACAAUCUAUCCAUCUCCCAGUCUCCCGCACUCUCCCCGUGUCCCUCAGUGUCUCCCCCCAACAAUCUAUCCAUCUCCCAGUCUCCCGCACUCUCCCCGUGUCCCCUCAGUGUCUCCCCCCAACAAUCUAUCCAUCUCCCAGUCUCCCGCACUCUCCCCGUGUCCCCUCGGUGUCUCCCCCAAACAAUCUAUCCACCUCCCAGUCUCCCACACUCUCCCCGUGUCCCUCAGUGUCUCCCCCUAACAAUCUAUCCAUCUCCCAGUCUCCCGCACUCUCCCCGUGUCCCCUCGGUGUCUCCCCCCAACAAUCUAUCCACCUCCCAGUCUCCCACACUCUCCCCGUGUCCCCUCAGUGUCUCCCCCCAACAAUCUCUCCAUCUCCCAGUGUCCCACACUCUCCCCGUGUCCCUCAGUGUCUCC